GCAAAGCACGUUGAUCUGCCUUUUUCAGCCAGGACCUGAGUGCGGCUACCACCUGCCCUCUGUGACUUCCAGCACCCACUCUAUCCACAGAAUGGACGCUCAAAAGGACAUAAGGGAAGAAUCUCGGCUCUACCAAACCACUCUGCUUCAGGAUGGACUGAAAGAACUACUGGAUGAGAACAAGUUUGUCGACUGCUCUCUGAAAAUCGGGACCAAGGCUUUUCCAUGCCACCGUCUAAUCCUGGCAGCCUGUAGCCCCUAUUUCCGUGAGUAUUUCUUUUCGGAGGAAAAUACGGAGGAGAAAAAGAAAGAGGUGGUUCUGGAAGAUGUUGACCCGAAUGUAAUGGACCUGAUCCUCAAAUACCUGUAUACUUCUGAGAUCAUUCUGAAUGAUGAGAACGUGCAACAUAUUUUCGCUGUUGCCAGCCGGUUUCAGAUCCCGUCGGUGUUCACAAUGUGCGUUACAUAUCUUCAGAAAAGACUGGCUGUUAAUAACUGUCUGGCCAUCUUCAGACUAGGACUUCUCCUUGACUGCCCACGGCUUGCUUUGGCCGCUCGCGAGUACGCCUCAGAUCGUUUCGAACAAAUCUCUAAAGAAGAUGAUUUCAUGCAGCUCGCCCUACACGAAUUUGUCAGCUUAAUUGCAAGCGACUCCUUAAAUGUAGAGAAGGAAGAGGUGGUCUUUGAAACGGUUAUGAAGUGGGUCCAAUCCGACAAGGAGAACAGGUUGAAACAUUUGGGAGAGAUCUUUGAUUGCAUUCGUUUCCGUCUUAUGGCUGAGAAAUACAUCAAGGAACAUGUGGAGAAGGACGCGAUUAUCAAGGCUGAUCCCGAGCUGUUGAAAAAGGUGCAGAUGAUUAAGAAUGCCUUUGCUGGGAAACUUCCCGAGCCUACCAAAGACAAAGGAAAAGCCGAUAAGAAAGGAGCGGCCGGUGACGACUCAGCAAAUAACGACGUGGGGGAAGAGGAUCUGCUCCCUGGUUUCCUGAAUGACAUUCCCAGACAUGGCAUGUUCGUCAAAGAAAUGAUCUUCUUUGUUAAUGAUACAGCAGCAGUGGCAUAUGAUCCAAACCUCAAUCAGUGCUUUCUGGCAGCCAUGGAUGAUCAGAUUCCCAAGAACCAUGUCAGUAUAGUGACAAAGGAAAACCGAAUCUUUGUUAUUGGUGGGUUAUAUAUUGACGAAGAAAUCAAAGACCACCCUUACCACUCUUACUUUUUUCAGUUUGACAGCAUUUCCGGUGAGUGGAAUGGUUUACCACCACUGCCUUCAGCCAGGAUCCUCUUCAGCGUGGGAGAAGCCGAGAAUCACCUUUACGUGAUUUGUGGUAAAGAUCUUCAAAGUGAAGAGUCUCUGGAUUCAGUCAUGUGCUACGACUUGAAAGCACUGAAAUGGAGUGAUUGUAAAGCAUUCCCACUUAAAAUUUAUGGUCAUUCUGUGGUUUCAUACAACGGAUUAGUCUAUGUUAUUGGUGGGAAAACUGACGACACUAAAUGUUUGAGCAAGCUGUUUGUGUACAACCCAAAGAAAUCUGAGUGGAGAGAGCUAGCAGCCAUGAAGACAGCUCGUUCCAUGUUUGGAGCUGCUGUGCAUAAAGGCAAGAUAUGGGUGGUUGGAGGGGUCACUGAUGAGGGCUUGACAGCUGCAACUGAGACCUAUGACAUCCUGAAUAACAAGUGGGAAACGGUGGCUGAAUUCCUACAGGAGAGAAGCUCCAUCAAUGUGCUCAGUAUGGGAGGAUCACUAUAUGCCAUUGGAGGGUUUGCCAUGAUUCAGUUGGAAAAUAAAGAAUUUUCUCCCUCAGAAAUCACAGAUGUGUGGAAAUAUGAAGAUGACAAGAAGGAAUGGUGUGGCUUGCUGAGAGAAAUCACCUACGCUUCAGGAGCCACCUGUCUGGCUGUGCGCCUCAACAUGUUUAGACUCACUAAAUUAUAAGCUAUUUCA
Messenger RNA from Callorhinchus milii (elephant shark), 1942 nucleotides. RefSeq names its product kelch-like protein 41. Bases 92 to 1933 code for a protein of 613 amino acids. NCBI's taxonomy places the organism in Eukaryota, Metazoa, Chordata, Chondrichthyes, Chimaeriformes, Callorhinchidae. Gene Ontology annotation, molecular function: protein binding. The record is from RefSeq and is a predicted model, not a curated record. The transcript is spliced from 6 exons.